AUGUCGUUCCACACUUCCGAAAGACUCUCGGAGAUAUCUGGUCAUAUAAAGAGCUCGAUCCGGCCGCACACUGAAGGUUCAGAAAAACCCGACACAAUGACUGCUCAGAUUGCCGAUCAGUUGCCCUGGAACCCGAAUAAUGCAAGCUUCCCUUCGCGGAAGAACCUCCCCAAACUACCCGGUGCCCCUGAAGAUGCUGCUUGGGUGUGGGGGAAAGAUGAUCAGUUGGGCAGAUUGAAUCUUCUCACGCCGCAGAGAGUCAAGGCUUCCGCCGCUGAAAUUGAAACCGGCGAGAUGCUACGGUUAGACCUUCCUCUUACGGUGCCCGAAACACCAGCUUUCGACCGUGAGGUCUUCCAACAUAACAUCAAACCGCUCAUCGAGGGCAUUGCGUAUGAUGACACAUACACAAUGAAUACACAGAGUGGAACACAGUGGGAUGGAUUCCGACAUGUUGGCCACAUCGGCAGCAAGCGCUUUUACAACGGGGCCACAAGUGCCGACUUUGUAGGUGACGCUCCAAACCACCGCUGCAGCAUCCACUACUGGGCAGUUCACGGGAUUGCCGGUCGUGGAAUCCUUUUGGACUACUAUCACUAUGCUCAAAGCCAUAACAAGGCCUAUGACCCCUACACAACCCACAGCAUCGGCCUUUCCGAGUUGCAAGCCUGCGCAACCUUCCAGGGUAUCGAUCUCCGUCCUGAAUCCGAAGGUGGAGACAUUCGCGUCGGAGACAUCCUCCUCGUACGUUCUGGCUUCGUCGAGAAAUACGGCGAGCUUAGCCCCGAGCAGCGCCAUGCGGCUGCAACGCGGUCCCACGAUGACCUGUGCUUUGCGGGACUAGCACGGGAGCCUGCAAUUCGUGAUUGGUUGCAUGAUUGUUACUUCGCAGCUGUUGCGGGUGAUUCCCCAACCUUUGAGGCAUGGCCUGUUCCCGAGAUGGAUCAUUUGCAUCAGAGCUUGCUGGCGCUUUGGGGGUGUCCUAUUGGAGAAAUGUGGGAUUUGGAGAAGCUUGCUGUUAAGUGUCGUGCGAGAGGCAAGUGGACAUUCUUUAUGACGAGUGCUCCGGCUAACAUGCCUGGUGGUGUUGGAUCGCAUGCGAAUGCCACUGCUAUAUUAUGA
Messenger RNA from Penicillium olsonii, 1122 nucleotides. Lineage: Eukaryota; Fungi; Ascomycota; Eurotiomycetes; Eurotiales; Aspergillaceae. The record is from the annotation of a GenBank genome assembly.